Messenger RNA from Rhopilema esculentum, 5975 nucleotides. RefSeq names its product clustered mitochondria protein homolog. NCBI's taxonomy places the organism in Eukaryota, Metazoa, Cnidaria, Scyphozoa, Rhizostomeae, Rhizostomatidae. The record is from RefSeq and is a predicted model, not a curated record. Gene Ontology annotation, cellular component: cytoplasm. Gene Ontology annotation, molecular function: mRNA binding; protein binding. Gene Ontology annotation, biological process: intracellular distribution of mitochondria; organelle organization.
CCCUGAAAGAAAAUAAUGUACUGGUUUUAAUGAGCUUUCUACAUGUGUUUGCACUUUUUUCGGAGAAGGGAAAAAAUAGCAAAUUAUGUAACAUAAAGUUAUCUCAGAAUUAAUGAUCGAAAAUUUUGCAAGGCCCACGUGGACAUUGGAGGCCUGGUUGCCAUAUCACGCACGCUACAUACCAGAAGGCCCCAUGUGACAGGGCAACAUUAUCAAAGAAUUAUGCCUUAUCUACGAAAUUAUGCCACAUCUAUCAACAUAAUGAACUUUUAUAGGGUUGGGGCGAGAAGAAUUUGAGUCUAUAUUUAAGACAAUAUUUUGGGAUUUUAUCAUAGAGGUUUAACUCUCCAAACCCCCUUCCCUGUUUCCAUUAGCCCUGCCUGUACCAGGCUUGUUUAUGUGUCUAGGCUCCCUCACAUAAUCAGUCUCUUCCUGUUUUAUCAGGAUGUCAGAUUGACAGCAAAUCAUAUUCAGAUAUUGGAACUUUUUACAAGAUACACUAGUAUGUAAAUUUUACAAAUAUAAUAAGAAUUAAAAUAUGUGUUAAGGAAAGAUCCAGUGUUCAUGAGCUUGAUGUUUUGGACAUAAUGUAAGACUGCUCUGUUAUAUUCUUUCGGUGUUGUCAUGAUUCACAAUUCUAUAAAAUAGAUUAUGGUGUCCUUAUCAUUUGGCCACUCUAUAUUUAGGGUGAACUCCUCACCAUGCAGUGAAGUUUGCCCAAUGACCUGAAAAUGUUUUCUGGAUAUGUUUUUGUUACUUCUUAUUAAUCUAUUCAGUUAUGAAAUUAGCAAAAUUGAUGUUCUGAUACUGUGCUUAGUUGCAAUUGUCAAAAAUAAUUAUCCUAAGAGCUGAUCACCUUUAUCUAUUACUGAUCAUCUUGCUAAUCAUUUCAUUGGAGUCAUUGAACUGCAUCAAAUCUUUUGUUUGGUUGGCCUUAAAAAAGAAGCAUUAAAGAAGCCGUUCUGUUUAUUGUUCAGAGAUAAGGCAAAUAGUUAUUGUUUGAAGAGAAACUGCACUGUGAGUGCAUUAAGUCUAACUAUGAGUAGCAGCUGUGGCUCUUGAUGCAUUAUUCUGCUCAAAGUUUCUAGUUGUGUUUGAAAAUGCCCUGUAUUCUUGAUUCUGAUGAUGCAAACAGUAUCCAGGUGAAAAAAGAUUCAAAAGUUGUUUUAAAUUCUGAUGAGAACCAAAAAAUGAGUGGAGAGACACCUGAAAAUGGGAUAGAAAUAAAGAAUGGUGAGAAUGGACAUGAAGAUUCCCUGGAACAGGAAGAAAAUUUAGAGACUUCAAAUGGAGAAGUAAAAACAGAAUCAGAAGAAGCGAAAACUAAUGCUGAAAAUCCUGAAGACAUUCCACUGAAGAUUUUCACUAUCAAGUUGAUGAUUCCAGGAGCUGGUGAACCUUCUACAUUGCAGAUAUCAAAUCAUGAUACUGUGCAAGAGAUCAGGCAGGUAGUUCUGGACAGACCAGAGAGCUGCUUCAGGACCUGUUUCAGUUUGCAACUCAACGGAAACCGCUUGGAUGAUUUUGUUGAGCUACACACAGUUGAAGACAUGAAAGAAGAUGCUGUUGUGAAAGUUGUAGAUGAACCAUACAGUGUCAGGGAAGCAAGAAUUCACAUCAGACGUCUAAGAGAUCUUCUAAGCACGUCACUGUAUCAAAGCUCAUUUUCUGCAACUGAUAACCUCUCAUUGUCUCUGUGCACUACCAUUGCUGGUGUUGACCCAGAAGAUGAAAUUCUAAAGGGAUCCAAAGAUUCAAAUUUGCCAACUGAGGAUUGCACUCCUCCUGGUUGUUCAGUAUUGGAAGAAACUGGCAGCGUCCCUGAAUUAGAGCCAUUGAUUCCAGAAUCCAAUCAGCCCAAGGCACAACAGUGCUUAAAAGAUUUACGCUACUCAAGCUGGAACCCACCUCCAGGUCCCAGAAAGUUGGCUGGUGAUCUUUUAUACCUGGAUGUUGUGACACUGGAAGAAAAUAAAUAUAGCAUAACAGCUUCUUCUAAUGGGUUUUACAUAAACAGAACAACAGAUGUUGAAUUUGAUCCAAAGCCUCACAAUGAACCAUGCAGAGCUCAGACCUUGGUUGGCCUUCUUUCCCAAGUCAGUCCGUUAUUUAAAAAGAAUUUCUCAGCAUUACAAAGACAGAGUGUAAAGAAACAUCCACUUGAGGUUGUACCAUGCCCGUAUCAAGUCUACCCAUGGAUUUCCCCACUAUUCGAGCAUGUUUCCGAUCCAUUCAGAGCCGAGGACGCUGUUACCGGGAGAAUUGGAUACGAGGAGCAAAUACCUGGUCAAUUGAGAGACUGGAAUGAAGAGCUGCAAUCUGCGAAAGAGCUGCCAAGAAAAUCGACGCACCAGCGGAUCUUAAGAGAUCGUGCCCUUUACAAGAUAACAAGUGACUUUGUAGCUGCUGCGACUAAGGGUGCGGUUGCUGUGGUUGAUGGAAAUGUUAUGGCAAUUAAUCCUGGUGAAGAUGAGAAGCUGCGAAUGUACAUAUGGAACAACAUAUUCUUUAGCUUUGCAUGCGACUCUAGAGAUCAUUACAGACGAUUUGGAGGGGAUGCAGCUGCUUAUGCCGCGGCGGGUGGUGACCUUGGUGGCGUUGUUGCAUUCAACCGACUUGACAUCGAGGGUCUGUACACCCUUGGGACUGUGAUAAUUGAUUACAGGGGGUAUCGAGUGAUUGCCCAGUCAAUCAUACCAGGUAUACUGCAGAGAGAACAAGAGAACUCCGUUGUUUAUGGUUCAAUCGACGGUGGAAAAUCAUUGUCAGGCAAUGAGAAAUUUUUAGAAUUGCUGAAGAAGGCAGGAGAAACCCUACGUACCCGACCACAUAAAGUUUGCAGCGAGAAGGGCGAAGAAGUUGAACUCUGCUCAUCAAUGGAAUGCAAGGGAAUAAUUGGAGCUGAUGGCCGUCAUUACAUAUUAGAUCUUUUUAGGACAUUUCCACCUGAUACCAAUUUCAUUCAAGCUGCGAAAGAAAAUGCUGAAAAAUGUCCCAACGACACUGAAAAAGUUGAAAAAUCAGAGGAGGAAGAUGUGAAACAGGAACCCGUUAGUGAACAAGAAAACGAAGAACAAAUAUCUACAAAUGGAAAACUUGAAGAAGAUGGUCAGAAGGAUGCGGCUGCAGGAAAGGAAGAAGGAAAAGAAAAGAAAGAAGAUGGAGAAAUGAAUAAGUCUAACGAGGAACAAACAAAUACAGAAUCAACGACACCAAAAGAUGAGCAAAAGAAAUUCACUUUUGAAUUUCCUGCUCAGUAUUCCCACGAACUUUGUACUUUGCGACAAAAUCUUGUAGAUGCAUUUGUGGGCUUCCGAUACGUGCUCUUCCUAAAGCUCAUUGCAAUAUACAGCCAGCAACUACGAGCUAUCAAAGACAAGAAAGAGAAGGAAGCCUUAUCGAACGGUGACACUGAAGAAACCAAAGAGGCUAAAGCUGCUGAGGGAGCAGAAGCAGCAAUCGAAAAUGAAUCUGAAGAAAUUAAGAAAAUUGAUCCAAAAGAAAUUGAAAAUACCCAACAGCUGGAAAUUAGAAAUGCAGAAGAUUUAGAAAAACUUGGCGAGGAGCUCACAAAAGAAGCUAAAGAUUUGGAAGAAGCAAAGAAAUUGGAGCAGAAAGAAAGAGAUGAAAUUGCAAUGCAGGCUGUCAAGGCAGCUGCUGCCACCAUCGGAUCUCUCAGUGACAAAGAAUUUGAUAUCAAAUUCAACCCGGAUGUCUUUGUUGCUGAGGUAAAGCAUGCUGAAUCAGAGAAAAAUAAUUUGGAAAAAGACAAAGUACUCGCUAAAGAUGCUUCAAAGUUUCUGUCAGAAACUGUUGUACCAAAACUGGUUGAAGAUUUUAUCACAUUAACGAUUGUUCCUCUGGACGGAUUGGCAUUAACUGAGGCAAUGCAUGCGAGGGGUAUUAAUAUGAGGUAUCUUGGCAAAGUUGCUUCUCUCUGUGCAUUGAGGGAGGAUUUACAACAUGUCCAUAGGAUAGCUGUCAGUGAAAUGAUUCUUCGUGCAGCUAAGAAGCAGAUCAAAUCCUGUUUGCAAAGUGGAACAUUACGAACGUUGUCAGCAGCCGUCUGUCAUUUUCUCAACUGCUUCCUGAGUGCUUUUCCAACACCACAGCCACACUUACCACCAGAAGAAACAAUAAAAAAGAAGAAAAACAAGAAGAAGGGCAAGACUGCACAUUCUUCAAAUAACCAAAUUGCGUGGGUUAAUCUAACGCCAUCCAUUUUGUGGAAGGAGAUCAGGGAUGAAAUUGUAAAUCACUUUGGAUUCAAACUUGAAAGUGGUGAGCCUGAGGAUGUUCUAGAAAGUUACAAAAUUCAUAAGCUGUCUCUGUUGAGAGGAUUGUGCAGAAAAUCAGGUGUACAGCUUCUUCUUCGUAACUACGAUAUGGACAACAAGAAACAUCCUGCAUUCAGUGAAGAAGAUAUUCUCAAUAUUUUCCCAGUCGUGAAGCACGUCGAGCCUCAGGGCAACGAUGGCAAUGCUCUCUUUGAAGUUGCCCAAGCUAAGCUUCAAGCAGGAUUAUUUGGUGAAGCUCACGAUCUCAUGUUAGAGUCUCUGAACAUUUUCAAUCAAGUUUACGGUCCACUACAUGGUGACAUUGCAGUAUGUUACAGAACUAUUGCCAGACUUCACUACUUGGCUGAUGACGUACCACAGGCAGUAUCAUAUCAAAGGAAGGCUGUUGUUGUUUGCGAAAGAAUUUAUGGCAUUGAUCAUCCAGAAACAAUCAAUUCAUAUGUUCAUCUUGCGCUGUACUGCUACACAGGAGGUCUUGUCAAUGCGUCUUUGAAACUCAUGUACCGAGCACGAUACUUGGCCCUGUUGGUUUAUGGAGAAGGCCAUCCAGAUCUGGCCACCUUUGAUACAAACAUUGGUUUAAUGCUUCAUAGUCAGCGAGAAUUCGAUUUGUCAUUGAAAUUCCUCGAACGUGCAUUGAACGUACAUCUGAAAUAUUAUGGUGCAGAGAGUCUGCAGACAGGAACUGUAUUCCACUUGGUUGCCAGAGCUCAGUGUUGCAUUGGUGACUACAGGGCAGCUGUGACUAGUGAAAAGGCGACCUAUAAUGUCUACAAGAAAUUGUUUGGCGAGGAAAAUGCCAGGACGAAAGAGAGCUCAGAAUUUCUUAAUCAAACUACACACAGGGCUGUUAAGAUGCAAAAAACGAUUAAUGAGAUUUCGGGCAAGAGUGGAGGCAGAUCUAUAACACCACCAAAAUCUUCUGUCACGAAGGUACCAGAAGAAAGUUAUGAUAAAGAAAUUUUAGGAGUUAUCAAUAAAAUCGGGGCAGCACCAGAGGCUACUCCUGUCAAAUCGAAGCAGGAUGCCUCUUGAUUCCAGUCGUCGAGAAGAAUCUGGUAACAAUUUUACCUCUGUGUGUUUUUCAUGAAAGAAUUCGUCUAGCGCGUGGGUAUUUGUUAUUGUUGGCAAAGAGUGUUUUCUUUUUAAUGUAAUAUUUUCAAGCUCACUGAUGUAAUGCGCAAAUAUUUUUCCACUUUGAAGGCGGCAAAUAUAUAGCUAAUACUGGCUGUAACCGUUUUGGGAUACUGUACCCCUUCCCCCAUAUGCUUAACAUUUAGUUUGUUUACCCAGCUUGAACUUAGCUUGAAAUGAAGAUAGACGUGGGAUCUCCAUGUGAGACUUUUGCUUCAGCUAAAUAAUCUAUACAGCAUCUUUAUUCAGUAAGUUGUCUAUAUAGAAGUCCCAUACAAUAGUCUUCUGUUUAUCCGUAUUCACACACCACCACAGUUCAACAGCAUUCACCAUCAGUUUUGUUUGACACGACAUUCUUCCAUUCCUCUAUCUUAGUUCAUUCCCCUUAGUUUGUAAUUUAGUUCUGAAGUGAAGUGUUUAGAGUUUGAUUUAUAGUUCCAGCUUGUGAAUGAUCUUGUUAUACUUACAUGGUCGUUAACGAAUUUGAUUGAAUUUAAUUUGUACUAUGUUUUGUACGAAUGCGAUAUAAUUAUGAACCUGCAA